UCCCCGCCGCCGGGCCGGGAUUGAGCCGCCGGGACGCCCCGGACGAGGGGCGGCAUGGCCGGGUGGGGGUGUCGGGGAGUCCCGGUUCCCAGCGGGGGACCCCACGGUGCCGGGUGCCGGCAGCCGUGGUGGCUGCUGCUCCUGGCCUGGCUUAGCCUGGGUUGCGCCGGCGGCACAGCGCAGGGCCCAGCCCUGGGGACACCGGUGCGGGUCCCCGAGCCCCCAGCCCCUGCUCGGCCCCGCCGGCAGCCGGCCCGGGGCACCUGGGGGCCCUGGGGACCCUGGAGCUCCUGCUCCAGCUCCUGUGGGGACGGCGUCGCCCUCCGCACCCGGAGGUGCCUGCGGUCCACCGAGGAGGAGCCGUGCACGGGUGACCCGCGGCAGUACCGGCUCUGCCAGCUCCAGGGCUGCCCCGGCGGCUCGGUGCCCUUCCGUGCCAUGCAGUGCUCCCUCUACGACAACAAGCCCGUCCUGGGCACGCAAGCCCGGUACCGCUGGGUGCCCUUCCACGGAGCCCCCAACGUCUGUGACCUCAACUGCCUGGCCAUGGGGCACAACUUCUACUACACUUUCGGCCGGGUGUUGGACGGCACCCGCUGCAGCCCUGGCUCCUCGGACCUCUGCGUUGGCGGGCGCUGCCUGGUGGGUAGUGUGGGCUGCGACGGGAUCCUGGGCUCGGGCACGCAGCCCGACGCCUGCGGCCAGUGCGGCGGCGGCCACGACACGUGUCUCUUCGUGCACCGGCUCUUCCAGGGCACGGACCCCUCCUCCGGUUAUUUUGGGUACAUGAAUGUGACCAAGAUCCCAGCUGGGGCCACCCAUAUCAAGGUGACGGACAAGAGCCGCAACUACCUCGCCCUGAUGACAAGCGAUGGGCGCUACGUGCUCAACGGGGACUGGUCCAUUGCCUGGCCGGGACCAUACGAGGUGGCCGGCACCCAGCUGCACUACGCCCGGGCCCCCGAUGGCACCGAGACCCUGGAGGCGCCCGGGCCCACCGACGAGGAUCUGCACGUGAUGGUCCUGCUGCAGGAGCCCAACCCUGGCAUCGAGUACGAGUUCUGGCUGCCCCGCGGGCACCCCCAGCCUGGCCGUGUCGACACCAGCCCCCUGCGGCAGCCCCAGCCCCGGGGGGCCGGCAGCCCCCCGCCCCCGGAGCCCCCGGUCACCCCGGCCCCUGCGCCGCCGACCCAGCCCAGGGGCUCUGCCAUGGAGCCGCCGCCGAGAAGCCCCCCCGGCUGGAGCGUGGCCGGGGCUACCGCAGGGCAAUGCGGGAGGUGCCGCCCACCCAAGGGACGUUCCCAGCGCAUCUGGCACUUCUGCCAGAGUGACUUCGUCUUCCAGGGCCAGAUCCUGGCGCAGCGCUUAGUGGGGCAAGAGACGCGCUACGAGGUGGAGGUGAAAACGCCGUAUCGGCACCGCUUCCCGCUGGUGUCCCGGGAAUACGUGUGGGUGCCCAACAUCUGCGGUUGCCCCCGGCUCCGGGAGGGCGGCGAGUACCUGCUCAUGGCACAGCGGCACGUCAACUACGAGCGCACGCUCAACCGCAUCCUGCUGCAGGACAACGGCUAUGCCCGGCCGUGGACGCCCCGUGAGGACCGGCUGGUGCGGGAGGCAGCCCAGCACUGUCCCCAGCCCCGGCCGCCCUGAGCCCCCUUCCCUGGGCUCCAUCGCCAGGGGAGGGGGCAGCCGGCGGGACCCCCGAGGGCAAACCCAGGGGCUGGCAACGCUCCUGCCGUGCACCGAACCCUUUCCGUGGCUGUGGAGGGGCCGGGGCCCCCCCCGUCCUGCCCUCUGCCCUGUGCCGGGCAUCUCACCGUCCUUGGGGUCAACUUGGCUGCAGAGGGGUGGAGGAUGGUGGUAAUUUAUUUUUUUGCAGAAAAUAAACCUGUAUAUCACCUUGUUCGCC
This is a messenger RNA of Harpia harpyja (harpy eagle), 1909 nucleotides long. RefSeq names its product ADAMTS like 5 (gene ADAMTSL5). Gene Ontology annotation, cellular component: extracellular matrix. The transcript is spliced from 12 exons. The record is from RefSeq and is a predicted model, not a curated record. Lineage: Eukaryota; Metazoa; Chordata; Aves; Accipitriformes; Accipitridae. Gene Ontology annotation, biological process: extracellular matrix organization. Gene Ontology annotation, molecular function: protein binding; metalloendopeptidase activity. The coding region runs from base 55 to 1650 and encodes 531 amino acids.